Messenger RNA from Actinia tenebrosa (Australian red waratah sea anemone), 1330 nucleotides. RefSeq lists its product as uncharacterized. The record is from RefSeq and is a predicted model, not a curated record. NCBI's taxonomy places the organism in Eukaryota, Metazoa, Cnidaria, Anthozoa, Actiniaria, Actiniidae.
UAUAUAUCCCGCUGGCAGGCUUGUCGCUUGCUAUCGAUCAAAUAAGAGUUUAGUACGUUUGCUUUUUUCAAAGCAUUUCUAACUGACUCUAGGUGGGUUAACACUUCUUCGUCAUGGCUCAAAGAAAGGUUGUACUUGCAGUUGACGGCAGUCCCUACAGCGAUGAAGCAUUUAACUUCUACUGUGAUAAUCUACAUAAGGCAGGGGAUUUGAUUCUUGUCAUCCAUGCCUUUGAAAUGCCAACCAUGCCUGCUGCACCUUAUCCUUAUGGUUUUGCUUACUAUGAGGAGUGGAGUAAUCUGGUAAAGAAAGCAGAUGAAGAAGCCAAUGAAAUGUUGAGGGUGAUAGGGGAAAAAUGUAAGGAACACAGCAAAAAAGAUGACAAGUACAAAUUUGAGCUGUACAAGGAAGGUGGAAGAGCUGGAGAGAUCAUUUGCAAUUUCGCCAAAGAAAAAGGAGCCGAAUUCAUUGUGUUGGGAUCUCGUGGCCUGGGCACUAUUCGCCGUACAUUCCUGGGUAGUGUGAGCGAUUACUGCGUGCACAAUGCUCACAUUCCAGUUGUUGUGGUGCGUUCGACUCCAAAAGACGACGCUGUAGCGGAGCCGGGGAAGAAGGAGUAGCAUUACAUGAGAUGUUGAAGCCUGCCGUAGGAUAAGGGACCGUUCCUUUUAUACGGGCAUGGGGGCCCCUAUUAAAAAGAUUCAUUUUAAAAAUAAAUGUUCUAUCUAGCUAAUUAUUUUUUGAGGUGGCCCUCCCUUAAAUGCCAUAUUUUUUGCCUCUCUUUAAUCCCACUUGCCCUUCUUCCCCCUCCCCCAAUGCCUGUAAAAAUAUGAACGCUAGAGUUCUAUUGCGAGUAUUCUCUGAGCCCAUAUUCGCGUAUAGUUUCUAUUGGCUUUGAGAAAUUGUAUUGUAUAGUCCGUUUAGGGUAGAAUCUAGACAUUUGAUGACAUUUGAUUUCUCAGUAGGAAUAUGCGUUAAAGUCCAGGGCCCGGUUGUACGAAGGGUGGAUAGCGCUAUAUCCAACAGAUAAAUCUUCUCCAGUGGUAAUUUUAUUGGAUAACAUGCAGCAUCGACUUAUAUCUAGGAGGAGGAUUUAUCCAUCGGAUAGCGCUUUCCACCCUUCGUACAACCGUACCCAGAGCAAUACUGCUAUUAGUUUUAGUUUCAAUGACAGUGAGAGCAAAUUUUAAUAAGAAACGAUAUUUUUUUGUUGGCAGUUUCGACAGUCACCACACUCGGUGGGUUUGCCCUUGUAUUGGCAUAGAGUCUCCGCACUAAACCAUUAAUUCUACUAACCAAUACGAUUAAAACAUUCUAUUGAUCUGUCUGA